AUGGCUACUCCAGCAGUUGAAGUAUUUGCGAAUGACGCGUUAAUUACCAACCUUGUCAAGCUCAGAGACACUUUCCCCGGUGCUGUAGUGUAUGAUGAAUAUGGCAUUGAAGCGGAUUAUGAGGCUCUUCUCGAUGAUGUGAUGCAUUUGCGUCAGGUCUUGCGCACAAAGCUUUCUCCAGAUAGUUUGGAUAGCAGAGGCCUUUUGCGACCGGGAUCGAAACAUAUUGCUACUAUGACAGUCAGCGUUUAUUACUUCAUCGUCAGCUUCAUCGCAAUUGCCUCUUUGGGGGGAGCAUCGGUACCAUUGUCACCCACGGGCAGUCUCAAUGAUACUGCCUUUUCUGUGAGCAAAGUAUACGCCUGUUGCAUUCUGUUUGAUCCCUGGACAGUUGAGCAGUUCCUUCUGGUUAAGGACCAUUUCGAAACAACACCAGACAAGAGGAUCAAUACCAUCCAAAUGGAACGAGCAGAGAGAUCUUCAAUUUCACCUCAUAUUGAAGUGGAUGAGUCUCUGACUAUCUCUGAGAGCGAUACAUGCCUAAUCAUGUUUUCCUCUGGCACCACCGGCAAGCCAAAAGGCAUAGCUCUUCCCCGCAAGGCAUUUUUCAUCAAUCUUAAAAUGAACCCCACCGCUGUAUUCAUGACAUACCGUCCGGUCCACUGGAUGGGGAGUGCAGCAAGUCCCUUGGCAAACGUUAUGAGGGGGGUCAGAGUCCGUGCCUUGAAGCGUGGGGCCGAUCCAGGCCGAAUCUGGGAUGUACUCAAAGAAGGCACAAUUACUAUGACCUCUCUAACCCCUGUUCGGCUCAAAGCCAUGAAAGAUUUUUAUCACUCGACAAUUUCUCAUUUGCCGUCUGAAGAACAUGACAAAUAUAUCUCCGGGGCCUCAAAGCUGCAAUCUGUCUUUUCUAGUGGCUCCGUUCUGAACCCCUCUACAGUGCAGUUUUGGAAAAAUCUCACCAACAUGCCCAUCAGCUCUGUUUUUGGGAUGACAGAGCUGGGAUGCGGAAAAUUUGGAACCUCGCCUGGCAGCCCUUUUGUUGAGCAAUGUAUUGGGGAGCCCAUUCCGGGUCUCCUUGUGAAGCUGUCUGAUGGGGACACUGGCCAGCUCUUGGUCAAGUAUCCUGGGAUGUUCACCCACUACAUUGGUGAUGAGGAGGCUACUAAGGCCGCCUUCGAUGAAGAAGGAUAUUUCAAAACUGGCGAUGUGGUUCGUCGCGAUGGAAAACAAUACAUCUUCCUUGGGAGAGGUUCAAGCGAUUUAUCAGUUCUUGAAAUGGAACAGCGCCUUCUUAAUCUGCCAUACGUGACCGAGGCUCACGUACUUCCUAUCAUGGACUAUGAAGCUAGAGAGUUGGUGGCGGCGCUCAUUCGUCUGGAACCUGGUCACGAUGGAAUCAACCUUGAAAAGAUCCGUGCCGAUCUUUCCCCAACGACGGAAUCUUACAAGUUACCCAGAGUUCUACGGAUUCUGCAAGAAGGGGAGAUCACUCCUGUGACAGGUUCGGAAAAAAGUGGGAAGGCCCAAAUUCGAGAGAAAUACUUCAAGGUGGCGGGUUAUCGACCCAGCGACUAUGCUGUGCCUGGUGUGGAAUUCUACGGAAAUGAGACAGGCCAUUAUUUUGCUCAAGGAUCAAAGACUGGAGAACCUUCCAGGACAGCGUGA
Messenger RNA from Penicillium verhagenii, 1668 nucleotides. RefSeq names its product ANL family adenylate-forming protein. Gene Ontology annotation, molecular function: medium-chain fatty acid-CoA ligase activity. NCBI's taxonomy places the organism in Eukaryota, Fungi, Ascomycota, Eurotiomycetes, Eurotiales, Aspergillaceae. The transcript is spliced from 5 exons. The record is from RefSeq and is a predicted model, not a curated record. Gene Ontology annotation, biological process: fatty acid metabolic process. Bases 1 to 1668 code for a protein of 555 amino acids.